Molecule: messenger RNA, 1230 nt
Organism: Pestalotiopsis fici W106-1
Lineage: Eukaryota; Fungi; Ascomycota; Sordariomycetes; Amphisphaeriales; Sporocadaceae
Exons: 3
Coding region: 1-1230 (409 amino acids)
Source: RefSeq, a predicted model, not a curated record
AUGCGUCUCCUUCGCGUCGUCCGGGCUGGCGCCUUGCUCUUACCACUUGUUGCAGCUCACAUGAGACUACUGAAACCUCGCCGUUUUGGUAGCAUUGAGCUGGGCGCAACAAGUGUCAAGCCUGAUCCGUUGACCAUUGCACGUUUCCCUUGUGGCAAGCCAGAGGGAAUGGAUGCUACUCAAUUCUAUGACUGGUCAAACCCGACACUUAUUGCUGCCGACGAGCCACAAACCAUGUCCUUCCAGUGUAGCCCUGACCAGGGAUGUGCUAUCCAUGGAGGUGGUUCGUGUCAAGUGUCGAUUACGAGCGACACACAGCCCACAGCAAGCUCAAAGUUCUUUGUCAUUCAGUCUUUUGAGGGAGGUUGUCCCUCUCUUGACGGCACCCCUUACUCUGAUACCUUGGAUCCCCUGAGCUACCCGGACAACUACGCGUAUGCCAUUCCGAGCUCUUUCCCACCUGGAAACUACUCUUUAGCAUGGUCAUGGGUGCCCAAGUAUUCGGCCCUGCCCGAGUUUUACAUGAACUGCGCCCCAAUCACGCUGGAAGCCAAGUCAGGGAAACGAGAGGUUUCAAGCAGAGACGGCGGACAACCAAAGCUGCCAGAGAUGUAUAUUGUCAACCUGGCAGGCAAAACCGAUUGCCAGAAUGAGCCGGGGCAUAAUCUGCUGUAUCCCGACCCUGGCACCAAUAUUGCCCGCGACGGCAGCGAUGGCGAUGGCUGUGAUCGAAAUGUGUUCCAGUAUGCGAGCGGGAACGGCUGUCAAGUCCCCGACGCCGCAUCACAGUACAAUUGGUGCUCUGCCGCCACUGGACAGCUGAAUCCUGCUAUGGUUCACACAUCGCCCUACUCUCAUCCCACCGGAGGCGCUGAUACACCCGUCGAUGCCAUCUCUGUCGGGGCCACGGCGCAGAGGAGUGGCGGCUCAUCUCAGUCAGCGAUGGGCUCGACCAGCCGUGCAAUCACAGACCCGUCAACGCAGCAGUUUCGCACCUCCACGCGCUCUUCUCCUCCUUCUAGUGCCGCCACUUCACAGGCUGCCGUGCCUACAGGAGCGGCCUCAAACUUGCCUAUGGAAGGUGGAUGUCAGCAAGAGGGUCGUUGGAACUGCAUUGACGGCAAGUCCUUCCAGCGAUGCGCAUCGGGAUUGUGGUCGGUGCCUCAAGACCUCGUGGGCCAAAAAUGCGUUGUUGGCCAGGGUGACGCUCCUGUCUUCCUAGCUGACUAG